CUUUUAUAAAUAACUAUAUAUUUCAAGUUAUUGAUUAUAUAUGUUGUGGUUUUUUUUAUUCAACUGGUUACCUCCGAACGGGGUUAAAUUGCUAACUUAACAAAUAAAACUGACAAUGCGUCUUAAAUGCCGGUGCAUACACUUACGAUAACAAAGUUCAGUCGGAUAUAAAUAAAACAAACAGAAGGACAGUCGUUCGUACAGACCGGAUGUAACGUUUUUUUUGAGGAUUCGUAUACGUUGUACCCAAAUGUGUACUUAUAGAACUGUAUACGUAUUUCGCGGAGGAAGAAACUGGACAAUACGUUGUUUAUGAAAGUUUAGAAACACUCGUGAUAAAAAAUGGCAGACAUAACGUGACAUAUUGUUUACACAAUAGUUUACGUAGUUUCUUAGGAGCAAUGCUUAAGUCGGAGGACUUCUCCGAUAGGUCUCCCCUCCUCGACAGCGGCGAUGGCGAGACUGCUGUCAAUGAGGGUGCGGGGCAGAGGAGGAUAUCCCGGGGGACAUCGUAUUGUAUUAUUGGCGUACUGUUUGUGGUUAAUCUAAUCAACUAUAUGGACCGCUACACAGUCGCAGGUGUAUUGGACAUGGUUCAACCAUACUAUGGACUGAACAGCUCACAGGACGGACUGAUACAGACGGUGUUCGUUAUAACCUAUAUGAUUUGCUCACCGAUGUUCGGUUACCUUGGCGACAGAUACUCCCGGAAGUACCUGAUGGUGGUCGGCAUCCUCUUCUGGUCCGGUAUCACAUUGGCUAGCUCUUUCAUUGAUAAGGACCACUUUUGGGUUUUCCUGAUGUUGCGCGCCCUAGUAGGUGUUGGAGAGGCCAGUUACGUCACAGUUGCACCUACGAUCAUCGCCGACCUGUUCCAUGACAGCAUGCGUACAAUAAUGCUCAUAAUAUUUAAUGUGGCCGUGCCAUGCGGCAGUGGACUUGGAUACAUUGUGGGGUCCAAUGUGGCCAAGCUGUUAGGCGGAUGGCAGUGGGCACUACGGGUGACCCCGGGGUUUGGCGUGAUCUGUGCCAUACUGAUACUGAUCCUCCCAGAGCCAACGCGAGGGUCGGCGGACGGAGGGACUAAUCUCAAUAAAACAUCUUUCCUACAGGACCUUAAAGAACUUUUUACCAAUAAGACGCUGGUACUUUCAUCACUGGGGUUUACGUGUGUAGCCUUUGUGACUGGGACGCUGGCUCUGUGGGCACCUAUCUUCAUCCACGACUCCAUGAUAUUCCAGGAGCGCACGGUACAGCAAUCCAGCGACAGCGUCAGCCUGAUAUUUGGUGUAAUCACGGUGGUAGCAGGUCUGACGGGCGUUGCUAUAGGCGGAGAGACGUCCCGGAGACUAAAGACCAGGUACCCCCGGGCCGACCCUAUCAUAUGUGCAGGUGGAAUGAUAGUUGGAGCUCCUUUACUCUUCUUCGCCCUUUACGUGUGUCGUUAUAACACAACUGUCGCAUGGGUCCUCAUCUUCUUUGGAGAGACAGCAGUAUGCAUCAAUUGGUCCAUUGUCAACGAUAUAUUACUGUACGUGGUGAUCCCUACCAGACGGGCGUUAGCCUCGGCCGGUCAGAUUUUCGUGUGUCAUGCCCUCGGGGACGCAAGCAGUCCCUACAUCGUCGGUCUGGUGUCAGACGCUUUAGCAAAAGGCUACAGCCAGCCGGCCACUACCCCCAUUGUCCAGUUCGCCACUUUACAGAUUGCCCUUUACGUCACCCCAUUCGUCAGCGUCUUGGGAGGAACCUUCUUCCUGGCCGCCUCCAUGUUUGUAGUAGAAGACCGCAAUGCUGCCGAAAGAGCAACAGAUGUCCCUUCCUGUUGCAUAAGAGAUUGUGUAUACGCCACCGGAAGUAGAUGAUGAACAAGUGGAGUUACCAAAGAACGACUUCCUGCCCGCCGAUUUAUCAUAUUCUGUAAACUGAAAUCCCUUAUGACCACAUGAUUAAUCAACGGAGAAAGCAGCUACCUACCAUCACAUUGCAGUUGACCAACACUACAAUAAACGGAUACUAUAAUUAACAUGCAAUUAAAGUAAACCGGAAACUACAAUUUACACGGGUCUACUGUAAACAGGAAACUAUAAUUAAGCAAGGAACUUCAGUUACCAGAAAACUAGAGAAAUGCACAUUGCAUUAGGUGAACACUUCCAAAGUGUGGUACUGUGAUAUACUCGAUAGAAACUGUGAAUAUGACUACAAUGAUACGGGUCUGUUAGCAUAGUGUGCUAAGUUGAUCGUCAUAAUUAAGUGCUCGUAACGAAGUGGGGACUUAUUGGUUUUACUCCGUUUCAUAUUCUCCUUCUUUUUCUUCUUCUUCCGCCAUAAAAGUUUCCGACACAUUUCUCAAAAACGAUUGGACAAAAAACACAAGUGAUCGUCAUGGUAAGGAGGUAUGCAAAUGACAUUUCAUUUUCUGAUCGGUCAACCAAGAUGUCCGCCACGGCCUCUGAUUGGUCGAUUUAAAUACUGCUCGAUUUUGCUGAAUUUUGGUAUGUAGGUGUAUUUUUGCGUCUUUGAGACAAUUGAGACAAUGGAGUUUUGGGGACUUAUGUUAUGGUCCCCCAUUACAAUUAGUACUUGUUCAUAAUGUAUUUAUGGUAAGUACGGAGGCGUGUUCCCAUUUCAAACAAAUAUGGCUUAAUUACAUAAACAAAAGAACAAAUCAAAAGUAAGUUCGAGGACAAUUUGA
Mizuhopecten yessoensis (Yesso scallop) is the source of this 2692-nucleotide messenger RNA. RefSeq names its product protein spinster homolog 1-like. NCBI's taxonomy places the organism in Eukaryota, Metazoa, Mollusca, Bivalvia, Pectinida, Pectinidae. The record is from RefSeq and is a predicted model, not a curated record. The transcript has 12 exons. Gene Ontology annotation, cellular component: membrane. Bases 402 to 1862 code for a protein of 486 amino acids. Gene Ontology annotation, molecular function: transmembrane transporter activity. Gene Ontology annotation, biological process: transmembrane transport.